GGCAUGGAAACAUCAAAGCAAAUGAAAUAGCUUCUUACAAAAAUAAUAGUGUCUUAGCUUUUUCAUAUCUAUUGUAAUUGUGGCAAAUUAAUAUUUAACAUCUUUGCCAAUUACUUGAAAAUGGGGAGUCAUAGUUACUUUAUGAUUUUGAUAAUAUGUUUAGUAGCAAUAGUUGGAUCAAGUGAUGCUCAACUACAGUUGGGUUACUAUGGUAAAAGCUGCCCAAAAGCUGAAGAAAUUGUUUUGAAAUAUGUUCAUCAACAUAUUCCUAAUGCACCAUCACUAGCAGCUGCACUCAUCAGACUACAUUUCCAUGACUGCUUUGUUAAGGGGUGUGAUGCGUCGGUGCUUGUGAACACAACAAAAACCAAUCAAGCUGAAAAGGACGCUAUUCCAAAUCUUACACUUCGAGGCUUUGGUUUCAUUGACACUAUAAAGAGCAUUAUUGAAGCUGAAUGUCCUGGCGUUGUUUCUUGUGCUGAUGUAUUGGCUUUGACUGCUAGAGACUCUAUUCAUGCCAUUGGUGGACCUUAUUGGAAUGUUCCAACUGGUCGAAGGGACGGAACCAUCUCUAAAUCAGCAGAUGUUUUUAUCAGUCUUCCUGCUCCAUUUCACAACCUCACCACUCUCCUAACACUCUUUGGCAAUGUUGGACUUGAUGCCAAUGACUUAGUAUUGCUUUCUGGCGCUCAUACAAUUGGUGUUUCUCAUUGCCCAUCAAUUUCAAACAGACUAUAUAAUUUUACCGGCAAGGGUGAUCAAGAUCCGGAUCUUGACAGUGAAUAUGCUACAAAUUUGAAAAAAUUUAAGUGCAAGAAUAUCAAUGAUCAAACCACACUUAUUGAAAUGGACCCCGGAAGUCGCAAUACAUUUGAUCUUGGUUAUUUCAAGCAAGUAGUAAAGAGAAGAGGUUUGUUUCAGUCAGAUGCUGCGUUGCUUAAAAGUUCUACAACAAGAUCAAUUGUUGCACAACAUCUUCAAUCAAAUGAAAAAUUCUUUACUGAAUUUGCUAAGUCUAUGGAGAAAAUGGGCCGAAUUAAUGUUAAGAUUGGGAAUGAAGGAGAAAUUAGGAAGCAUUGUGCAUUUAUAAAUUAAUAACAAAGUACCUUCUUUGCAUAUUAAUUUUUUGGGGAGUUUUGUUAUUUAUUUUAUCUCAAUGUUGUGAUGGUCUUAGCUUUGAAGGUAUCCAAUGAUUUGGUUCUUAUUAUCUUUAUAUGGGAAUAUUGUUAAGUGGUUCCAAAGUUUGAUGGGGUGCAUGGUUUUUUAGAGGAGAAAGUUUCUUGUGGCGCACACAACUUAAUAAAAUAUGGGGGGAAAUUGUCUUGCUCUUUUGUGUGUUCAAAAUGUAUUUGUUUCUAUGAUUAAAAUAUGUGAUAUUUAU
Molecule: messenger RNA, 1381 nt
Organism: Vicia villosa (hairy vetch)
Lineage: Eukaryota; Viridiplantae; Streptophyta; Magnoliopsida; Fabales; Fabaceae
Product: peroxidase 3-like
Exons: 4
Coding region: 121-1095 (324 amino acids)
Biological process (GO): response to oxidative stress; hydrogen peroxide catabolic process
Cellular component (GO): plasmodesma; plant-type cell wall
Molecular function (GO): peroxidase activity; heme binding
Source: RefSeq, a predicted model, not a curated record